Molecule: messenger RNA, 3645 nt
Organism: Aedes albopictus (Asian tiger mosquito)
Lineage: Eukaryota; Metazoa; Arthropoda; Insecta; Diptera; Culicidae
Exons: 5
Coding region: 1-3645 (1214 amino acids)
Biological process (GO): DNA integration
Molecular function (GO): nucleic acid binding
Source: RefSeq, a predicted model, not a curated record
AUGUCCCGGAAGAACGACCAUCAAGCCGAAUCCGAAACCGGAGCAUGGGGAGGAGAAUUUUCGAUGCCGGAAAUGAUGCGUCAAGUGGCUCAGCAGAACAACCGUUUGCUGAUGCUGUUGGAGCAAAUCACCGGUAACCAGGAGGCGACAACCCAGCGAAGCGCUCCAAAGAAGAUUCUCGAAUCCCUUGCCUCCAACAUCAAGGAGUUCCAUUUCGAUCCGGAAAAUGGCCUAACGUUCGACCGCUGGUUUUCGAAGUACGAGGAUCUGUUCCGGCAAGAUGGCAGAAGUUUAGACGACGCUGCGAAGAAAUCUCUGUUCAGCAAGCGCUACGACUGCCUCAAGCUCGAGAAGAGUGAAGCCGACGACUUCGUUUCGUAUGCCGGAAUCGUCAACCGGCAAUGCGAGGAUUUUGAACUGCAGAAGCUCACCGUCGACCAGUUCAAGAGUCUGGUGUUCAUCUGCGGUCUCAAAUCGACGAAGGACGCCGACGUCAGGACUCGAUUUCUGUCUAAGCUCGAGUUCGAUCAAGCUGACACCAUCAACCUGGAAGGCCUGGUCACCAAGUGCCAACGCCUGUCGAACCUCAAGCACGACACGGCGCUGGUGGAGAAGAAACCGACAUCUUCAGCGGUGCAUGCAGUACGGCACUCCAGAAAGCAGCCGUCCUACCAGCAGAAGUCGUCAGCCGACGAACGGCAGUGCAAACAGUGUGGGAAAACGGGCCACAAAGAGGGCUACUGUGGUUGCUUUUCAAAAACUUCCACGGAGUCCAGCGGCGAGAAGAAAACUGGCGCGAAGAAGACGAAGCCAUUCAACAAGAAGGUCAUCCAAACCGUACAGCAGGUUCGUAGCCGCCGGAGGUUCGUCACCGUCAUCUUCAAUCAAAAAUCAGCCCAACUGCAAUUGGAUUGCGGUUCCGAUAUCACCGUCAUCAGCCACCGAACAUGGAAAAUGAUUGGAGCACCUCCAUCAUCACCAACCAGCGUGGAAGCAUCAACGGCAUCAGGGGAACCACUAGAGCUGAUCGGCGAAUUCACUUGCCCGAUAACCGUCGGGGACACCACGUUGGCAACGGUCUGCUACAUCACAUCGGUUGCAGAUCUGAACGUCAUCGGACUGGACUGGAUGGACGCAUUCGAUCUCUGGUCGAAGCCGCUUGCUGCCUACUGCAAACAGGUGAAUAGUUCCAAUUUCUCGCUCUCCUCUGAUCAGCACUUCCUCACGCAAUACCCGGAAGUUUUUCAGGACAGUCUGGCCCACUGCACGAAAACCAAGAUUUCGUUGACCUUGAAGCAACACGCCCAACCAGUUUUUCGACCGAAGCGGCCGGUUCCGUUUCACGCUAUCCAGAAGGUGGACGAAGACCUGGAUCUGUUGGAGUCGAUCAUCAUCACACCCGUGGAUUUUUCCGACUGGGCGGCACCUAUCGUCGUAGUCAAGAAACCCGGCGGCAAGGUGCGGGUAUGUGCCGAUUACUCCACUGGGCUCAAUGCGGCACUCGAGAGCAACAACUAUCCACUUCCAACGCCGGAGGAGAUCUUCAGCAAAGUGGAGGUCGACGACGAGUCCAAGAAGUUGUUGACCAUCAACACCCACCGAGGCUUAUUCCGGUUCAACCGUUUGGCACCAGGUGUCAAAUCAGCCCCUGGGGCGUUCCAGCAGCUGAUGGCGAAGAUGGUAGCCGGUCUACGCGGCGUAGAAGUUUUCCUCGACGACAUUCUGGUGCACAGCAAGACGCUCGAGGAACACAACCGAAUCCUGCACAUGCUCUUCCGGCGCCUGCGUGAAUAUGGUUUUCACCUGCGAGUGGAAAAAUGCCGGUUCUAUCAAGAUCAGCUCAAAUACCUCGGACACAUCAUCAGUGCCAGGGGGAACCAACCGGAUCCAGCGAAAAUUGCAGCGAUUUCGGAGAUGCCUGCUCCAACCGACGUGUCCACAUUGCGCUCAUUCCUGGGUGCAGUCAAUUUCUACGGGAAGUUCGUCCGUGAGAUGCAUCAACUACGCCAUCCGUUGGACAACCUGCUCAAGAAAGACACGAAGUUCGUCUGGAAUCGAGAGUGUCAGCAUGCUUUCCAAAACAUCAAGCGCGUGUUGCAGUCAGAUCUUUUGCUCGUUCACUACAAUCCAGAGCAAGAGAUCAUCGUAGCGGGGGACGCUUCCAAAACAGGCAUCGGUGCGGUCAUUCUGCAUCGUUUCUCGAACGGCACCAUCAAGGCGGUAUCGCACGCAUCAAGAUCACUGUCCGCAGCAGAGCAGAACUACAGCCAGAUCGAAAAGGAAGCACUGGCAUUGGUUUUCGCUUGUACGAAGUUUCACCGCAUGCUGUGGGGUCGCCGUUUUACAUUGCAAACGGACCAUCAGCCGUUGCUGCGAGUGUUCGGUUCCAGAAAGGGCAUUCCCGUGCAUUCCGCAAAUCGACUCCAGCGAUGGGCCCUGACGCUGUUAGGGUACGACUUCCAAAUCGAAUACGUGGCAACGCAAGACUUCGGCUACGCUGACGUGCUGUCUCGACUGAUUAGCAAUCACCAGAAGCCCGAAGAAGAAGCAGUCAUCGCCGCAGUUCGAAUUGAAGAAGAUGUCAGUUCCUGCUUCCACGAUUCGUUCCAACAUUUGCCAGUCACCUACGAGAUGCUCAAGGCCGCCACCAAGAAGGACACCGUGCUGCAGAAGGUAAUUUCUUUCGUUCAAGGUACCUGGCCGGGGCGCUGCGAAGGCAUCCAAGACAUCGAGGUUAGAUCGUUCUUCAGCCAUCGUGAUUCCUACUCCGUAAUCGACGGUUGCCUCAUGAUGGUCGACCGAAUCGUGGUUCCAAUGUCCCUUCAAAAACGAAUCCUCAAGCAAGUACACGAAGGACACCCUGGUAUCGAGCGGGCAAAAGCAGUUGCUCGUGGAAUCGUGUUCUGGCCGACGAUGGAUGAAGACAUCAUCAGCUACGUCCGCCGGUGCUCGAGCUGUACAAGUGCUGCCAAAUCUCCGCCACAAGCUCAGCCACAACCAUGGCCUCGCGCUGAGGGACCGUGGCAACGCAUCCACAUCGAUUUUGCUGGACCUGUGGAUGGAAUGUACUAUUUAGUAAUGGUGGAUUCUUUCUCCAAGUGGCCGGAGAUUCUACAAACCCGUUCUCCUACAACCUCUACUACCAUCGCUUUCCUGCAAGAAGGUAUCUCUCGAUUCGGAAUCCCUUUGGUCAUCGUUUCCGAUAACGGAAGUCAGUUCACAAGCGCUGAUUUCCGUACGUUUUGCGAAAAGUUUCGAAUCGUCCACAUCCGAACAGCGCCCUACCACCCACAAUCAAACGGGCAAGCGGAAAGGUUUGUGGAUACGUUGAAGAGAUCGCUCAAGAAAAUCGUCGGGGGAGGAGAAACAUCAAUCGCUAGCGUACUGCAAACGUUUCUGUAUGUAUACCGAUCCACCCCGUCAACGGUGUUGAACGGUAAGUCUCCUGCCCAGAUCAUGCUUGGACGACCGAUGAGGACAACUUUGGACCUGUUGCGACCAUCACCGAAACCCGAUUUCCAGCCACAACUGUCAGGUAAACGAAGUUUCUCGGCAGGUUCCAAAGUAUUCGCCAAGGUCUACUCUUCAAACGAGAACUGGAAGUGGAUGCCUGGAACCAUUCUCGAAGCAAUCGGGAAUGGUUAG